AUGGGAAACGUGUACUUCGGGGUCGUCCUUGCCGUCCUGGCUUUGCUUAUCAUUGCCACCAACGCUCUUGUGGCUGUUGCAUUGGUACGGCUCAUCUGGAAGAGCGGCUGUCUCGGGCUGUGUUUUGUUUUAAAUCUUGCCGUCGCUGACGCUUUAGUUGGCUUCACCAUAACCGGGCUAGUUACAGAAGAGCUGGCGGGCCCCACACACCACACGCCCCGAAAUUACUGCAUCCUGCGCAUGGCCUGCAUCUCCUGCCCCUCGGCGGCUUCCAUCCUUACGGUCUUUCUGGUGGCCUUUGAUAGAUACCUGGCUAUUAAGCAUCCUUUCCGGUACUUCAAAAUUCUGCGCGGUCUAGUUGUCGGGGCUUGCAUCGGAGGACUCUGGCUCUUCGCCUUCUUGAUCGGCUUCCUCCCUUUGAUUGUUCGGAGAUUCCAGCUGAAGAGCUACCAAGAACCAUGUACCUUUUUUGGUGUCAUCCAGCCCACCUACACCCUCACUAUCUUUUGUGUGGCUUUCUUUCCAGUUUUGUUUGCUUUCAUCUACAUUCACUGCCACCUGUUGAAGAUCGCUUCUUCGCACGCCCAGCAGAUUCGGGAACGGGAACAAAUCCAUUCAUCGGGGACCUGCCCGGCCCCACAACCCUCUAGCGAUACCAAGGCCUUGCGCACUGUGGCCGUUCUAGUGGGGUGUUUUGCCCUCUCCUGGUCACCCUUCUUCAUCGGGAGCAUCGUGCAAGUUGUGUGUCGGCGCUGCGUCUUGCACCACCUCCUCGAGCACUAUCUGUGGGUGUUGGGCUUAUGCAACUCUCUCAUGAACCCCCUGGUCUAUGCCUACUGGCAGAAGGAAGUGCGCUUGCAGCUCUAUCAAAUGUGCUUGUGCAUGAAGAGCAAAGUUUUCCCCCUGUUCCACGUUGACAGUCGUCAUCAUGCUCCCAGUGGGAUUGUGGCCUCAAUUCACACCAUCUCACUGCCCAACCUCGAGGAGUGA
Euleptes europaea (tarantolino) is the source of this 990-nucleotide messenger RNA. It is a transcript of the gene GPR119, whose product is annotated as G protein-coupled receptor 119. Gene Ontology annotation, biological process: G protein-coupled receptor signaling pathway. Gene Ontology annotation, molecular function: phosphatidylcholine binding; G protein-coupled receptor activity. The transcript has a single exon. The record is from RefSeq and is a predicted model, not a curated record. Bases 1 to 990 code for a protein of 329 amino acids. Gene Ontology annotation, cellular component: membrane. NCBI's taxonomy places the organism in Eukaryota, Metazoa, Chordata, Lepidosauria, Squamata, Sphaerodactylidae.